AUGGCAUCUUUUGAGACCGAAAUUGCGAGUCUUGACCGAGUGUUGACGCGCCUUGCGCUCACGGAGGAAGCACAGCUCGAAAAGGUGUUGAGCAAGCUGCUGCCUGUGGUGAUAGACCAGCUGAAAUCGCCACACGAUCAGACACGCAAGAAGGUGCUGGAGCUUUUGUCACACGUCAACAAGCGUGUCAAGGGUCACAAUGAGAUCCUUCUGCCGCUGGAAGCGCUCUUGGCCCUCUACAAUGCACCAGCAUCAGGACCUCUCGUGCGGAACUUUGCGCUGGUGUACGUGGAGAUGGCCUUCGAGCGCGCAUCAGCAGAGGAACGCGGGGCGCUCGUGGGCGAGCUGCUGCGAGGCAUAUCGGGUCGUUCAGCGCAGCACCAAGAGAUGCUGCUCCGCAUGGCUGCCACCGGCCUCGCGCACUUGAGCAGUCCGCCACCUGCGCACAAGCUCGGCACCGAGCAGGAGUUCUCUGCCAGGUACCCUUUCUUGGCCUCUCCUGGAGACAGGCAGGCCUUCCUUGACUUUGCGCUGAAAGUGCUGUUGUACCAGCCACCAGUGGCCGCGCGAGUGGUGCCUUCUCAGCCAGCAGGACGGCCUCAGCGUGCUGCAGGCCCUAGUCUCGACUGGCUUCUGAACGAGUCCCCAGAUGUUGCCGAGAGGACGCUGACCAACAUGAAGCUUGGCAUCCUGAAUUUCACAACAGCGGCAGGCAUUGCUCCUGGAGAGGUGGUGAUCCAUUACCUGGUGGCCUCUGUGGAUCCCCAGGAUGCAGUCGCCAGGCGUGGCGAGGAGCUCUCAAGGAAGAGGUGUGCCACGGAUGGCAUGCGCCCUCCUGUGAACUUGGAGGACAAAAGUUUGCUCCAGCGCAUGUUCCUGCUGUUUCACGGUAGCAAGCCAAGCGCACAAGAAGCAAGCAGCGAGCGCCAAAUCAUGUCAGCAUCGCCAGCCGUGCGAGCGCGUCUUGUUGGACUCUUCUCCCGGAGCAUAGCAGCUGCCAGCAUCUUUCCAGACAACCUCCGGACGGUCUUUGCAUGCGUCUAUGACCCGACCGCACAGCGGCUCAGGCAGCCAGGCAUGGAGUUUGCGGUGUGGAUAUUUAAGCACGCCGAAGCCGCACCACUGCAGGCUGCUGCGCCGCCUCUCCUGCGGGGAUUAUUGCACCUUCUCGAUGAUGAGGAGCUGGCAGGCACGGAUGCGCCAUCUUCAGCGCUGCGGGGAUUUACAUAUCAGGCGAUUGGCCAGCUGGCGACGCGCGCACCGGCUCUCUUCCGCUCUGAUGCGGCUGUCGCCUCUCGCUUCUUCAGUGCACUCUCAACGGAGAAGGCUGGCGUCCGUGCCGCCCUGCAGGAGGCCAUUAGCGCUCUUGCGACAGCCCAUUGCGGCUGUUCUGGCGAGGCGGCGCAGCAGGUGGAGGCCCUGCUGCUGGACGCAGUGAAGGCAGAGGAGGAGGCGGCGCGGCUGUGCGCAGCGCAGUGGGCGCAGCGGUUGUUCCCGUUCGAUCACGUGCCUGCCCGCUAUGUGUGCGUGUUGGCGGCGGGAGACACCAAGCUGGAGGUCCGCGAAGCAGGCCUGGCCGGGCUCCAGGAACCCAAGGCGCAACCAGGUGAGGCAUCGCAGCAAAAUUCUGUGGUGACCUACCCUGAGCCAUCGGCUGUUGUGGAUUACUUCAGGGACCGCAUUCCCCGGAUGCGCUCAGCAGCAGAGUCAACAAAGCCACUAGCAAUGCCGCACAGGGCCUUCUUGGCAUUAAUCGACUUCCUGCGCCGUUGCCGCAAGUCAACCGGGUCCAAAAAUGAUGCGUCCUCGGUUGCUCUGCCAGAGGUGUACUUAGGCUUGUUGGAGCAUGCACUUGUGCGGGACAGCCCCUCAGAACUGCAUGCGGCAGCGCUUGAAGCCGUGCUGGAAGUCGCGGCUGCUGAUCCACCUGCCUUCGCUGGCCACUACCGGCACCGAGUCACCUGGCUGCAAGGUUUCCUUGGGCAUGUCGAUGCUGCAGUCAGGGAUUUGGCAGCCAGGCUGCUGGGCAUUGUUGCCAUGGCGUUGUCCAGGGACGCUGUGUUGACACUGCUGAGCUCUCUGCUCGUGCCCCUGGAGAAGACUGAGGGCAAGGCGGCCAAAUUUGAAGAGGUGGAAGGCGCGGUCAGCGCUUCUGGUUAUGUGCUUGCACAGUGCCUGACGGGUGUGCCAAUGGUGCCCGAGAAUGAGCUUCAGAAGGUGGCGGUGGCAAUCUUCGCCGUCAUGGUCGCCCCAAAAGCAGAUCAUGCAGCCACAGCCGCCUUAUCAAUGGGCCAUGCUGGUCUGCGAGUGCCUCUGCUUGCAAUGGCACCGCCAGCAGCCACAGCUGCUGGCUUUCUGUGCAAUGGUGAUUCCUCAAGCGACGUGCUCAGUGGCGUCCUGGAGGCUAUCAUCAAAACUUCCACCAUCAAGUCAGAGGCGCUGCACUUUGCAGUGGGUGAAGCACUCUGCUUCGCAUUUGGAGGCCUGAGUGUGAACGCAGACGCGGUCCUGUACACCAACUACCAGUCACUUGCGGAGAUAGAAAAGGCUGCAGAGGCCGAGAAAGCUGCAUCCUCCAGUGCUGCAGAACCUAUGCAGGUGGAUGGGCAGCAGGAAGCAAGUAGCGUGUCGCCCGAGCGGGGGCAAAUUCAGGAGCAGAUCCUGGAGCGCAUCCUGGGCCAGCUCAUUUAUGAUCCCACGGAGGGCGUGCGUGCUGCGGCGUGCGUGUGGCUGGUAUCACUGUGCCGCUUCACAGGGCGACAGCCGCGCCUGCUGGCGCGCCUGACCGACAUCCAGGAGGCCUUCUCCAGCCUGCUGGGCGACAGCAGCGAGAUUGCACAGGAGAUGGCCAGUCAGGGGUUAUCUGUCAUCUACCAGCUGGGGGACGCUGAGGCGCGUGAGAAACUGCUCAGCUCGCUGAUGGGCACCCUGCAAGGCGGGCCGAGGAAGCGGCGGGCGGUGAAGCUGACGGGGGAGAGCAAGGUGUUUGAGGAGGGGCAGCUGGGAGAGGCGCCGGGCGGCGGGUCGCUGGCCACGUACCGCGAGCUGUGCGCGCUGGCCACAGAGAUGGGGCAGCCUGACCUGCUCGUGCGCUUCAUGGACCUGGCCAACCAUGCCUCCGCCAUGGCCUCCACCCGCGGCGCAGCCUACGGGUUUGCAUCCAUUGCAAAGCUGGCGGGGGAGCAGCUGCAGCCAUACAUUGCAGUACUGGUGCCCAAGCUGUACCGUUAUCAAUAUGACCCCAAUCCUCGCGUGCGCGACGCAAUGACACAUAUCUGGCGCGCACUUGUCGACGACCCCAAACAGGCGCUGGAUUUGCACUUUGCAGCGGUGGUGCGCGAGCUGCUGAAGGACAUGGGCGGCCGCCUGUGGCGCAACCGUGAGGCCGCCUGCUCCGCCCUUGCCGACCUGCUGCAGGGGCGGAGGUGGCCGGAGGUGAAGGACCUGCUGGAGGAGAUGUGGGUGAUGGUGCUGCGAGCCAGCGACGACAUCAAGGACAGCGUGCGCACGGCUGCCGGGGGUGCGCUACGCACGCUGCGCUCCGUCACACUCCGCCUGGCCGACCCCGCUGCCACGUCGCCCGCCGACGCCGCCGCGGCCGUCGCACUCAUGCUCCCCUUCCUGCUGCAGACAGGUGUGGGGAGCUCAGUGAAGGAGGUGCAGGCGCUCAGCCUGAUUACCAUUGCCAAGAUGGUGGAGAAGGGGGGGGCGGAGCACAUCCGCCCACAGCUUGCCCGGCUCGUGCCCGCCAUGCUCGAGAGCUUGUCUGGCAUGGAGGAUACGCGGCUGAACUAUGUGGAGCAGCAUGCGGAGCGCAUUGGGCUGGACAGCGGGCGGCUGGAGAAUCUGCGCGUGGCCGCCUCCAAGAGCUCGCCCAUGAGCGACACGCUUGACCUGUGCGCACGCUACUCCGAUGCGGCUUCCCUGGAGGCGCUCGUUCCCGCCCUGUGCCAACUCCUCAAGCGUGGUGUCGGCGUCAACACUCGCGUCGGCUCCGCUCGCUUCGUUGCCUCCCUGGCCACGCGCAUGGGAUCUGACAUCCGGCCCCACACGGGCACCCUGCUUAAGGCGGUGCUUGGCGCUGCACGCAAUGAGCGCAGCACAGCUGUGAGGCGCAGCUAUGCACAAGCCGCGGCCACAAUCGUCAAGUACGCCGCGGAGACAAGGGCCGCCAAGUUUGUGGCUGAAGCCACUGCUCUGUACACCGAGCCGGGCGACCGUGAGGCCCGCCAGCUGGCCGGGCUCCUGCUGCGCGAGUUGGUGCGCGGUGCACCCGACACGUUUUCGGCGCACGCUGCGGCCGCGCUGCCGCUGGCAUUUGUGGCGUGCCAGGACGAGGACGCUGACGUGGCCGCCCUCUGGAAGGAGGUCUGGGAGGAGGGCACCGGCAGCGCUGCUGCAGCCGUGCGCCUGUACAUGCCAGAGAUUGUGCCUCUCAUCUGCGACGGUUUGGCGUCGCAGCAGUGGGGCCGCAAGAGUGGCUCUGCCAAGAGUGUUGCGUCACUGGUGGAGUUGGGCGGAGCAGGGACACUGACAGCUCAUGCAGCAAAACUCGGAGAUCAACUGAUGCAGGAACUGCCGGGACGGCUGUGGGAGGGCAAGGAGACUGUCUUAGAGGCGCUUGGGGCUCUGGUUGCUGCAGAACCUGCCGCCUUCCAAGCCCCCGAUGCCGUCAUUACUGCAUUGCUGGGUGCUGUGGACCGCAAGAAGGCUGCCUUCCAGACAGCAGCGCUUGCAGCGCUGCAGAAGGUGCUGGCAGCACUGCCAAGCGACCACCUCAGUCAGGUCGCCCCACCGCUCCUAGCAAUCGUGGAGCAGCACAAGGCCGCUGCCAGCACACCAAAACCGAAGGGAAAUGAUGGGGACGAGGAGGCUCCCGCGGCCAAGCCUGCGCCGCUGGCUGAUACUGUGCAGUGUCUGGUCGCUGCGUGGCAGCACUCCACACUCCCAUCCAUACUUGCGCAUGGUACCAGCGUUGCAGAUGCUGUUCUGCUUGCACUCUCACCAGAGCGGCCCUGGGCUCAGCGGGCAAUGGUGCUGCCUCUGGUAAGCGAUUAUGUGGCGCAGCUGAGCAGCGUCAGCAGACAGCAGCAAGUCAGUGAGGCAGGCAGUAUUAAAGCAGAGGUGCACAAUCUGCUUGUCUUCCUUCUGCCAGGGGUUCUUGAUUGCACAAAGGAGGCGCGAAUCUCACAGCUGAGGAUUGCAGCGCUGGACGCCCUCUCCUCAAUUGUGAAGGCCGCCUCGGAUGCUGGGGUUGACGCAUCAGUCAUACAAAAUCCAUCAGUGAACGUGUUAGAUGAACUUCUGAAGAAUGAAAAGAACGCAAUUGUGUUAGGGAAGGCCCAGAGCUUGCGCAGCGGACUUAACACCUCAAAGUGAUUCCUGUUCAACUGAAUUGAAUUCUUGUCGUUUUUGCAUGUCAGACUGUAUGGCACCUUGUCAGAUUGAUUUGACUUUAUAAUUAUAUUGCCCGGGUUCAGGGAAAUAGCAGUGUCACAAUUACAAUCAC
This is a messenger RNA of Coccomyxa subellipsoidea C-169, 5509 nucleotides long. Its product is annotated as ARM repeat-containing protein. The record is from RefSeq and is a predicted model, not a curated record. Gene Ontology annotation, molecular function: molecular adaptor activity. The transcript has 31 exons. Gene Ontology annotation, biological process: proteasome assembly. Lineage: Eukaryota; Viridiplantae; Chlorophyta; Trebouxiophyceae; Coccomyxaceae. Gene Ontology annotation, cellular component: cytoplasm; nucleus. Bases 1 to 5379 code for a protein of 1792 amino acids.